Molecule: messenger RNA, 568 nt
Organism: Laetiporus sulphureus 93-53
Lineage: Eukaryota; Fungi; Basidiomycota; Agaricomycetes; Polyporales; Laetiporaceae
Exons: 1
Source: RefSeq, a predicted model, not a curated record
UUUCGUCGUUCACAAAAUAGCCAUCUCCAUUUGGUCUCGCAGCUGCAUGCAUUGUGCCCGUCACAAGUGGGGGGUGCGACGUUCGUACAGACGUCACCGCCCGGGACGUCUUCUGCCUUCGGGACCAGCACGACGGCUACGCCUGGGCUCGACGUAACGUCGCCCUUCGUGGCACUCGCGCCCCGUCCUUCACCCUUGUUCGGCGCACCUGCUGCGGGGACCUCUGCCUUCAGCGCACCACAACCUGCUACGCCAGCAUUCGGGGUGCAGCCCGCAUCGACUUUCGGCGCGCCAGCAGGCAGCACGAGCGUGUUCGGCACGCCGGCCCCCGCCCAGUCUGCACUCGCCGCUUCGCAGAUACCGUGACUUUGAAGCGGUGGUACCAGUGGUAUUUAUUGCUUACUGCGGCCCAUCCUGUAAUUACGAGCGUUUUGUGUUGUCUAUUGAUACAUGGUAAUGCGGACACGAUUGACUUAUAGUCGGAGACCUCGCGUGGAGGUGUUUUUACAUUUCUCCUGGACGUUUGUAAUUGGAUAUACAAACUGUUACUACAUCUGCCUAGCUCGGU